CCUGCACCAGGAAGAGCUUGACUAUUUUCAGUCAAAAAGUCUACCGCUCACCCGCUCCAACCUCAAUUUCGACUCAUAAAUCCACUAAAAAAGUGCUGUACAUAUUCCCUUCUGUUGGAACCAGAUAAACACUCUGAAUCACAUUCUCCUCAGACAAAUUUAUUGUGCAACGUUCCUAUUCAGACCCUGUGACUCAGAUCCGGUCUCCAUUCAACCCCUCCAUUUCCUUUUCACGCCUUCUUCCAGUGCCUCUUCAAUCAAUAUGCCCUCCCUCUCGGGCUCCCAGACCCCCGUUGAAAUGAGCGAAGAUGUCCGCGUUCUCGGCUAUGACCCUCUCAUCCAACCUGCUCUCCUGCAGGCCGACGUUCCAGCCUCUCAGACAUCCAUUGAAACAGUGUCUCGUGGGCGUCGCGAAUGCAAAAACAUCAUUCACCAGCGAGACGAUCGCCUGCUGGUGAUGGUCGGCCCUUGCUCCAUCCACGAUCCUGCCACAGCCUUGGAAUAUGCCGAGAGAUUAAAGGCUCUCGCUUCCAAACUUUCCUCCGAUCUCUGCAUCAUCAUGCGGGCAUACCUGGAAAAACCUCGCACCACCGUUGGCUGGAAAGGUUUGAUCAAUGACCCUGACAUUGACGAAUCCUACAAGAUCAACAAAGGCCUCCGAGUCUCUCGACAGCUCUACGCUGAUCUGACAAACAUGGGCGUCCCCAUUGCCAGCGAAAUGCUCGACACCGUUUCCCCACAAUUCCUCGCAGACCUCAUCUCCCUCGGCGCCAUUGGUGCUCGAACUACCGAAUCCCAGCUCCAUCGAGAACUUGCCUCCGGGCUCUCCUUCCCAGUGGGCUUCAAAAACGGCACCGAUGGUUCUCUGUCCGUGGCCAUUGAUGCUGUCGGUGCUGCGGCCGCUAAACAUCAUUUCAUGGGGGUCACCAAGCAAGGCCUAGCUGCCAUCACUAAGACAUCUGGCAACGAAGAUGGCUUCGUCAUUCUAAGAGGAGGAUCCAAGGGUACAAACUUCGACCCAGAAAGUGUCAAGGCUGCCCGUGCCGCUCUCAAGGCCAAAUCCCAGCGUGAGGUCAUGAUGAUUGACUGCUCACAUGGAAACUCCAAAAAGGACCACCGAAACCAACCAGGCGUCGCCCAGGUGAUUGGUGACCAGUUAAGGCAAGGAGAAGAUGCAAUUGUCGCAGUCAUGAUCGAGUCCAAUAUCCAUGAAGGAAACCAAAAAACCCCCACCGAGGGUGGCCUCGCCAGCCUCCGCAAGGGAGUCAGCAUCACCGAUGCUUGCAUCAACUGGGAAACCACGGUCGAAGUGCUGGAACAGUUGGCCGACGCCGUCAGAGUCCGCAGACAAGUCAGAGCCAAAGCACUCAAUGGUGCAAAUGGUGUAAAUGGUCACCAUUGAGCCUCUGCAUCUCAUCACCAAUCUUUGCAAAGUCCCACCCGUAUUGCAUCUUUGUGUAGGCGCCAAAAGCAUGCUACCCCAUAAUAUUUGUUCUAGGUUGCUCAUUCCUGGUUUGCUUUCCUACAAAAGACAUAGGUCUGGAAAAAAUAAAUCGCUCGGCUCAUCAGAAAACGUCU
Exophiala mesophila is the source of this 1578-nucleotide messenger RNA. Its product is annotated as 3-deoxy-7-phosphoheptulonate synthase. Gene Ontology annotation, molecular function: 3-deoxy-7-phosphoheptulonate synthase activity. Gene Ontology annotation, cellular component: cytoplasm. The record is from RefSeq and is a predicted model, not a curated record. The transcript has a single exon. Gene Ontology annotation, biological process: aromatic amino acid biosynthetic process. The coding region runs from base 263 to 1402 and encodes 379 amino acids. NCBI's taxonomy places the organism in Eukaryota, Fungi, Ascomycota, Eurotiomycetes, Chaetothyriales, Herpotrichiellaceae.